Ixodes scapularis (black-legged tick) is the source of this 4643-nucleotide messenger RNA. Its product is annotated as ATPase family protein 2 homolog. The record is from RefSeq and is a predicted model, not a curated record. Gene Ontology annotation, molecular function: ATP hydrolysis activity; ATP binding. NCBI's taxonomy places the organism in Eukaryota, Metazoa, Arthropoda, Arachnida, Ixodida, Ixodidae. Bases 171 to 4187 code for a protein of 1338 amino acids. Gene Ontology annotation, cellular component: cytoplasm. The transcript is spliced from 10 exons.
CCAUUCAUGACAAGCGACCCGUCUUGAUCACAACAAAAACACGUGCGUUGAUCGACCCUCCCGCUGCAUGUGGUUGUGUGUGGCCUUAUUGAGUUCUUUAACUCCGGCGACGCUGCUUUAUCCAACGAUACGUUCUUCUGCGUCUCAUGGUUACACUUGAAUAGAACGGUAUGCCUCCCAAAGGGAAGUCUUCCAAGGCAGACUGGCAGCAGUGCACGUCAUGUGGCGUCAUCCUGGCUACGAAAGACGUUACACUUCACGAACACUGUUGCUCAAAGUUGAGCGGUGAUGAUGAUCCAAAGCACGAUUUUAUAAGAGACUGCGUUCUACACGGCACACUGCAAGCACUACCCGCAGACGAUACGGCUGGCUUGUCCAAUUCGACGAAAUCCCAGCUCCUCUACCUAAAUCCCUCAUGCAUGAGGAUGUGCGACAUCGGCAUAAAAGAUGUGGUGGAGCUCUGUGAAGACGGAGAAAGGCACUUGCUUGUGGCAUGGCCUUCUCGGAAUAUUGGCCUCACCGGAGUCUCCAUCCACAGGCAGCCCAAACCGAGCGUGCCGAGAAAAGUGACUGUGGCAAAGCACUCUGACUGCAUCGUUGGAGCAAGCUCCGUAACAUUGAUGCCGGAUGAGAAGUUGCAGCAAGUUUCCGUACUCGAGCUGCAGAGAUGCAUUCUUCAACAAAAUUUGGGUGUCUUCGUGAGGACCGGAUCGAAACUGCAGUGCCGUGUCUACGGUCACGACCUGCGGUUUACCGUGCUGUCCGCAAAAGGCGAAGGAGGACUUUCGUCGGGUGACCUGCUUUGCUCGUCGUCGGUUGAUGGUGAUGAUCUCGAAGAGAAGCUACAGCACCUCACCGUUAGCGAAGGACACAGUAGCCCCAGUGCUUCAAAAACUCCAAGGCCGUCGUCCGCUCAAGUUCAUUCAACACCGCCACAGAGGAUGCCACUAACCCCGAGCAGGCAAGGCCCGGCUGCAUUCAAUACUCCAAAGGCACCUGAAGGGAGGGCGGGGUCUCGCAUUUCGUCGGCGGUUUUUCACCGCAUCACGAUCGGCACGGAAGUCACCGUCAUGGAGGAGGGCAGCGUGGGGCCGGAGGUGUCCCAUAGGGCGGGGUACGACCAGAUCGGAGGGCUGGACAGGGAGAUCCAGCAGCUGCGAGAGCUGGUCGAGGUGCCUGCCAGGCACCCUGCCACCUUCUCACGUUUCGGCCUGAAGCCUCCCAGGGGAGCACUACUGUUUGGGCCGCCUGGCACGGGAAAGACCUUGCUUGCACGGGCGGUUGCAGCCGAAUCGGGAGCAAGUCUUGUGGUGCUUGAUGGGCCGCAGGUCUUCAGCAAGUACUAUGGGGAAACGGAAGCUGCUCUGAGAAACGUCUUCAAGGACGCAGUCGAGAGGGCACCAAGCGUCCUCUUUGUGGACGAGAUCGACGCCCUGUGUCCCAAGCGUGAAGCCGGCACAUCCAGCCAGGAAGCUAGGGCGGUGUCGACCUUGGUGGCAUUGCUGGACAAUUUGCCGUCAAUGCAAGAGAAGUGGGUGCUAGUUCUGGGCGCCACUAACCGACCCAACAACGUGGAUCCGUCGCUGCGCCAGCCUGGCCGCCUCGACAGGGAACUCGAGAUUGGAGUGCCCACGGCGUCGGGACGACUUCAGGUCCUGCUUUUUGGCGCGGGGAAAAGCCACGAGCCUUCGGUGAUUCCUUCGCCGAUCAUUUUUUCCGCGUCCGACACGGGCAUAGUGUCUUUUGCCCCGUCAUCGUCAUGCUACAUCCGCCACGGCGAGACAUCGAUCGCCGAUGACACGUCUUUCGACCACGUUACAAGGCUGCACCAAUCAUCUUCAAGAACUGCCACGCCCCUGGGUGUCUUAAAAGACUGGAACGGACUUCACUGUGCUAGUGGUGGGCACGUUACGCUUUGCAGCAGCAUGUCUAACCCGCUCGUCUUCGCCUGUUUACAGGUCCUGCUUUUUGGCGCGGGGAAAAGCCACGAGCCUUCGGUGAUUCCUUCGCCGAUCAUUUUUUCCGCGUCCGACACGGGCAUAGUGUCUUUUGCCCCGUCAUCGUCAUGCUACAUCCGCCACGGCGAGACAUCGAUCGCCGAUGACACGUCUUUCGACCACGUUACAAGGCUGCACCAAUCAUCUUCAAGAACUGCCACGCCCCUGGGUGUCUUAAAAGACUGGAACGGACUUCACUGUGCUAGUGGUGGGCACGGUACGCUUUGCGGCAGCAUGUCUAACCCGCUCGUCUUCGCCUGUUUACAGGUCCUGCUUUUUGGCGCGGGGAAAAGCCACGAGCCUUCGGUGAUUCCUUUGCCGAUCAUUUUUUCCGCGUCCGACACGGGCAUAGUGUCUUUUGCCCCGUCAUCGUCAUGCUACAUCCGCCACGGCGAGACAUCGAUCGCCGAUGACACGUCUUUCGACCACGUUACAAGGCUGCACCAAUCAUCUUCAAGAACUGCCACGCCCCUGGGUGUCUUAAAAGACUGGAACGGACUUCACUGUGCUAGUGGUGGGCACGGUACGCUUUGCGGCAGCAUGUCUAACCCGCUCGUCUUCGCCUGUUUACAGUCAGUUUUCACAAGAGACGAUGGCAUCCUUCCCAAUUUCUACGUGCCUUGUGGCAUUCCUGCUAUAACUGACGUGACAGUGAACCAGCAAGGUCUGUUCAAUUUGUUAUUAAACCUUGAUGCUAAAAAAUCAUCCGGGCCUGACGAAAUACCUAAUAUAUUUCUAAAAAGAUAUGCAGAAUGGUGCUCCCAUUACCUGGUAAUAAUUUUUAAACUAACACUUGACAAAGGAACAAUUCCCCGAGAUUGGAAAUGUGGCAAGAUAAUUCCGGUCCAUAAGAAGGGUGAUAAAACUAUCUUGAGUAAUUAUCGACCGAUUUCCCUAACGAGCACGUGCUGUAAAACUUUAGAACAUAUCUUAUCGAAACAUUUGAUCACUUUUAUUGAGAGUAACAAACUUCUGGGCUCUAAUCAGUAUGGAUUCAGACGGGGGUGUUCUACAACUACGCAGCUAAUCGAAAUUUUUCAUGAUUUGAGCAUAACCGCAGAUAAAGGGGGGCAGACAGAUAUUAUAUUUUUAGAUUUCGCUAAAGCUUUUGACCGCGUAUCGCACCCGAAAUUGUUGUACAAGCUUAGUCACGUUCUUAAGAAUGAUCAGAUAGUCGAUUGGUUGAACUCAUAUUUAUCAGGACGGGAACAGUAUGUGUAUUUUAAAAAGGAGAGAACAGAAUCAUUACAAGUAAUAUCCGGCGUCCCGCAGGGUUCGGUACUUGGACCGCUUCUUUUUAUAUUAUUUAUCAGCGACAUGGGAAAGGACUUUGACUCCGCGGUAACUUUAAAGCACUUUGCGGAUGACACUGUGAUUUACUCCAAUAUCAGUUCCAAUGAAGACCAACUAAAUUUGGACAAGCACUUGCGUAAGAUAAUGAAAUGGUGCGCUGACUGGCAGAUGGAACUGAAUAUAAGUGAGACGGUCUACAUGAAUGUAACGCGCAAAAAACAACACUUACAGUUUAACUACAGUAUUAAUGGUCUUCCGCUUGUUAAAGUUAACGAAUAUAAAUACCUUGGAGUGCACUUAAGAAGUGACUUAAGCUGGAACUCCCAUAUUGACUAUGUAUGUAAGAAAGCCUUUCAAAAACUAUGGAUGCUUAAAACAAAGUUAGAGUUCGCUAGUUCCGAUGUCAAAUUAAUUGCCUUUAAGUGUCUAAUUUUGCCAACUCUGGAAUACGCUAGUCCGGUUUGGGAGCCAUUCACAAAUCAAAAUAUUUAUAAAUUGGAAAGAAUUCAAGAUAAGGCUGCUAGAUUUAUCUUUAAUUGCUACCGGUCGACUGAGUCGGUCACAAAACUCAAGGAGCAAGCAGGCCUGCCUAGCAUAAAGACCAGAUUAGAAACGAAUAGAAUGAAACUUUUUUUUCAGAUAUUUCAUGGUCAUUCGAUGUUAGAUACCCAAAAAUACGUCGUGAUGUCUCCUCCGGUGUACCACAGAAUAAAACAUAGCUUAAAUAUCCAAUCCUAUCAAUACUCUACGGAUCAUUUUAAGUACUCCUUUUUUGUUCGAUGUAUUGAUUUCUGGAAUAAGCUGCCUGAAUGUAUAGUCAACUCUCAAAGUGUGUCAACUUUUGUGAAGGAAAUUGAAAUGUUUCUUUCUUCCCAUGUCACCAAGGGAUGUGACUGAAUUAUUGAAUUCUUUGUGUGUCCUUGGUAUGUUUUUGAAAAUAUGUACCACUCCUGCCUUGGCCUCACGGCUGGCAGAAUGAAUAAAUAAAUAAAUAAAUAAAAAUAAACCUAAUUUAAUGUUUCUCACUUAAGGCUUUUCUCUGAGACUUUUCUGUCUCAAGGUACACCUCUUGAUUCAGAGCCAUUCUGGGCAUUGAAGCAAUGAAGCAAUUCAGGGAGUGUUUGGCAGGUAGCUAGGCAUGACUAGAUGCCUCAGGCCUUCUACAGAAAUGCUUAAACUGGAAUAGCACUUUACUUAGAAGGCAGGGAGGGCUGAGGAAAUUUGGGGUGUCGUGGAACCCCUGAGGGUACUCUCGAGAACUGCCGUGUUCAACCCCAGUGGGUGUCUGGUGUCUGGUGUCUGGUGUAGGUGAUAAGUUUAGUUAGUGUGGUACGACUGCUCGCCUGGGGUCAG